CUGUUUAUUUCGACACUCACAACCCAUGUGGGACACAGGCUACACACUGUUGAUGGAGAGAUAGGCUAAAUAGGGUCACUCGCUUCUCUGAGGCCACAUUUUCUCAUACAUUAUUUUUUCAGUCGUAGCCGGAGCGCUAGCGUUGACAUACAGCUCAACAUGGCGUUUCAACGAUUGUGUGCUUACGUUACUCGACCGAUAACGUACAAGGUGGUUGAAUUGGUGCGAUUUUAGGUCUUUGCACAAGCAGGCUAAUGUACCAAGCUAGCUGUAUUUUUGGAUUCUGAUCUGUCGAAAUACAUGCGAUUAUGUAUCUUUUACGUUUGCUACUCAUUUACGGACAGCUUCCCCUGUAACGUUAACAAAAGAAUCCUACUGUCAGUGUAGUCAAGCCGACUAGCCAAGUUAGCUUCUCGAUGGCGGUACUAGCGUGCUAACUGCAGAUGCAGAAUACCGUAGCUGUUAGCUUUGCAUGUCAUGUUGACCAUAUACAUGUAGACGGAUGUAACGUGACAUGUAAUAUUACAAUUUCCCAUAAACUGAAAUUGCAUCUUGUUGGAUAAAGUCUGCUAGUGUUUCAGUGCGUGAACCUCAGUAAAGCCGUAUAGGAACUCAGCGGUAGCUGUGCAAGCUACCUAGCAUCUAAGCAAAUGUUUACAAAGUCACAGUUACUUGACAUUUCCAUUUGGCUCAAAGUCCUAAUAAAUGACAGAUCUGGUAGUCAGCAAGGUGUCCGACCUACCCCCAGCCUCCAGAUCAAGUAACGUUAAUCAAGUAGCCUAAACUUUAUUGAGGUCUCAGCUCAGACAUGGUCCAUCUGAACAGUAAACCACAAAAUAUGAAACAAAUUGAAGUUUAAAUGCUUAGCACAGAGAAACACAACACUUACCUGAUAAGAUUUAGUAAAGCAGUGUGUAAUGUAUCACUGCAAGUAUUGUGUUAUUCUAUAUUCUAUUCUGUAUAGUGCAGAAGAUGCGGAAUAUUUGUUUCAAGUUACACAACUGAACUAUGAAACAUACCUCUGCACAUUCUGCUGUACUGUCACUAUAUGCACCAUGCAUCAUAAUAUGACCCUAACAAUCCUUUAUGACUUUAUGAUGAGUUGGCAUUAUUAUACAAAACACCUUGACUAGAGCACCAUUGAUUGCAUCCAAAAUAAAUCAUUUUUGAAUGCUAAAAUGGCUAAUCAACAACCGAACAUCACUUCUACACUAGUACAGUAAUGUGAUUGUUUUGCCAUUGAAAAAUGGAGGAAGAAGUACAGAGUGAGGAGGCAGCUUCAAACUUGAAAGAACUCUAUCUCCCAGAAUCCUCUACUCCAGAGACCAGUGGCCAGGAUCAAACACACACAGAUGGGCCGGUGGCUGAGGACAUUGACAAGGAUGAUCAAGCAAAGGAAGAACUUCAAGAGCAGCCUUUGACCAAUCCGAACACUGGGAAAUCUGCCCCAGCCAUCCAAGCUCUUCCCACAGUCACAGGGCCGAACCAGCUGGAGGAGUUCAUCAUCCUGGACCAGAAUGGGCAGGCGCUGCAGUGUGAACGCAUGGUCAUUGUGACAGGACAGUCACAGAAUGGACAGGUGUACAUGAUCCCAUCCAAUCAACUUACAGCAUCUCAAGUGCUGAUUCCUCAUGGCCAGCUGUUGGACAUUGCUGAGACAACCGGAUCAGGUGGUCAGAAAUCCUUCAGUCAGGAGCCACUCCAGACGGUCACCCUUACAGCCAUCAGUGGCAUUGCAGGCAACGCUACGACUGAGACCGACCCCAACUCCAAAAGCGCGGAUGCCUUUGUGACUCCAUUGAAGCCCCUCCCUCGUAAUGCACCCAGCUGGGCCCUGAGGCUACGCAGCUGUGAGAAGAUUGGCGACUCCUACCGCGGUUACUGCAGCACGGAGGCGGAGUUGGAGGCAGUGCUUCUUCUGCACAAGCAGCAGACGCAGGCGGUGUUCGGCACACGCCAGUCGCCCUCUCCCGCCAAGGCCGCCACACGCCUCAUGUGGAAGUCCCAGUACGUCCCCUACGACGGCAUCCCAUUCGUCAACGCAGGGAGCCGGGCGAUUGUCAUGGAAUGCCAGUUUGGUCCACGGCGAAAAGGCCUCCAGCCAAAGAAGAGUUCAGAGCUUGAGAGUCAGAGUGCAAACUACAAAGCCACCUGUCCUGCCAGGAUCUACAUUAAGAAGGUGCGAAAGUUUCCGGAGUACCGCGUGCCGACAGACCCAAAGGUGGACAAGAAGGUGGUUCGUCAGGAGCAGGAGAAGGCUUUCUUCAACCUGAAGAAGAGUCUAAGGGACAUCGGAGGAGUCAUAAGGUACUAUCUCCAGCUACCUACCCAGAAAGCUCACCUGUACCACGAUAUGGAGGCCCCGCCCCUCCCCCCUGUGUCUCUGCCCCUAUCAGAGGACGAUGGGGAGGGGCUACUAGGGCCAGAGGAGGAGGAGGAAGAAGAGGAUGACGGCUCCCUGGAUGAUGACAGCUGCAUGCCCUCUCGCUUGCACCCGCUAGUAGCUGAAAAGAUCAAGCAGCUGGUGUCACAGGGACACAGCCAGGUGUACACAGUCCGCAAACAGCUAAGGAAGUUUGUCGAGCGUGAGAUGUUCAAGGCAGAGAAGGUUCCGGAGAGGCACAACCUGUGCUACUUCCCCACGGUCAACGACAUCAAGAACCACAUCCACGAAGCCCAGAAAGCCAUGCAGCAGCAGCUGGGCUGCCCCGCGCCCCCCGGCGACCCACAGUGGGCAGGGGAUGACCUCCUGACGGAAACUGUGACCCUCACCCUGACCCCUGCGUCUAUGGAAGUGACUCCUCAGAAGUGUGCGGUGCUGGAGGGCAGUGACACUCUCUCCCCUGAGGCUGUGCAGCUCUUCAGCUCCCUCAGCUCCCUGCAGCCCAAGAUCUUCGCCCAGCUCCAGGGUAUCCAGCUGCAACCCGCCUCCAACCCAGCAGAUGGCGCUCUUCCUCAGCACUCCUCUUCCUCCUCCUCAACUUCCACUGCUGUCCCUGACCUCCUAGAGCCCAGCAGCCCCUCUCUGGCCCCACAGCCACAGCUGCUGAUGGGCCCCACGUCCUUCCUGCCCUCUAGCGCCACCCUGGUGGAAGUAGGUGGUAUAGCGGAGCCCCCAGCAGCACUGCUGGGCAUGGGGCAGCUGGUCAGUGUGACUGCCCUGGGUGGCCUCACCAGAGAGGGGGGAGCCAUGCAUCAGAUACUACUGGAGGACGGACAGACUAUCCCAGUGCAGAUAGUGGACCCUGCCACCCUAGCAUUGACACCACCAGAGGACGCAGUUCAGGUGAAAGAAGAGACCGAAGAUAGCAUCAUCAACUCAGAUGAGCCUAUGGUGGACUGACACACACACACACACACACACACACACACUUCUGCACAAACACUCACUAACACAGACACACUGACUUUAGCCCACUCUGUCACAUGCAAAACUUUACUCUCACUCUGUCAGGGAAAAACUGAAUGCUAUUCCCUUUGUGGACCUGUGUGUGUGUGUGUGUGUGUGUGUGUAUGUAUGCAUGGGUAUGUGUAUGGGUGUAUGUGGCUGUCUGUGUUUCAAUGCCCAUAAGUGACAGACCAUGUGACUAGUUUCAGGACUUGUGGUGUGUGCGUGUGUGUGUGAUACAGACAUUUCUCAAACAUUUCUAGAUGGCCAGUUUGAACACAUCUCUGGCUUCUCAUUGAGAGUCAGUACGCUGAGUUUGUCCACAGGUUUCAUUGUGUAUUCCGUUGGUAGAGAUCUUUGUUGCAACCAAAGGUUUUCAUAGAAAACCACCUCCUAUGCCGGCCCCUAAGGACCAGUUCCUCGUCCCAUACUGGCCCCUCGAGUCUCAGCAGCCCCAUCUGGGACAGGGGCACUGUGCCAUGUGCAACGUGGUAUCCAGUGGAACGUAUCCAGUGGUGUCAAGGUCAAGGUCAGACGAACACCGCCAUCGCACUGCAGAGAGAGUAGAGAGAGCUGAUCGCUUCUACUGUUAGCCAUCCAGAGGGUCACUGGAGUGACUUGUGGCAGACGGGAGUCCGAAUCUACAAAGGCCAAAGGUCAACAGGUAGAGUAGCCACUGUUGUGUAGAGCGGGCCAAUAGCUUCUACUGUUGAUCAUGUCACUGGAGUGCCUUGUGGCUGAGAAUCCGGUGACUCUACAGAGGCCAAAGGUCAACAGGAAGAGUUGGAGCUACUGUUGUAUAGACAAGUGAAUAACUAUCUCUGAGUAGUUGUGUACUACAUGGAGCACUAUGUAGCAAAAUAGUGAGGAUUUCGAACACAGCUUUUGCUGUGUAGAGAUGUAGCGAGAGUUUCAGAAUUGUAAAGAGAAUUAGACAGAUUAACUGGAGCUCUACGCCACGCCAAGAACAAUGAGUUAGCAUUAGCAUUGGGCUGGGAAGCUUCUGCUGUAGCAAUAGACCAGAGGUCAGAGUGAAUUAUAAGCAUUAGCUUUAGGAUGGACGAUGAUUAAGAAGCCACUGCAGCGACAGGCAGCUAAUGGCAGGUUUCAGAGAAGCAGCCGGUGUGAUAGAGUUGUCCUACUGCAAGGAGGGAGGGAGAGAGAGAGAGUGUGAGAGAGCUUUACAACGGUGUGUGGGAAUGGAGGACUCUUAGUAUGAUAUAAAACUCACACCAGUGCAUUGUGGGUAACCCUGAGACGUGGUAGAGUUGGAUCAUGUGCUGGCUUGGCUCAGUUCAGCUUCAGUAUCAGGGCAUGGAAAUCAGUAUAGAGCAUUUGGAAGAGCUCUCUGCAUAG
This is a messenger RNA of Alosa alosa (allis shad), 4744 nucleotides long. RefSeq names its product calcium responsive transcription factor (gene carf). The record is from RefSeq and is a predicted model, not a curated record. Gene Ontology annotation, cellular component: nucleus. NCBI's taxonomy places the organism in Eukaryota, Metazoa, Chordata, Actinopteri, Clupeiformes, Clupeidae. The coding region runs from base 1247 to 3343 and encodes 698 amino acids. Gene Ontology annotation, molecular function: DNA-binding transcription factor activity, RNA polymerase II-specific; RNA polymerase II cis-regulatory region sequence-specific DNA binding. The transcript has 15 exons. Gene Ontology annotation, biological process: regulation of transcription by RNA polymerase II.